AUGUUGCCGAGUCUUCAUCAAGGACAAGCAACAGGGCAGCAGCCGCAACUGCAGAACCAAAAUCUGAAUUUGGUGCAGCAGACUGUGAGUGCGGUGCUCUCGCAAACUACAGCUGGAGUCAUGGCUGCUUUGCCGCUAGGCUAUACUCCAGGAGCAUGCGCAAACCAGAUGCAAUCGCAAUCAAUUUCGGGAUCAUCCGCUACUUGCAGUACUGCUGGCGAAGUUGUUUCUGGUGAUCCACAAAAUCCCCAGCACCAGAACAUCCUUGCUAACACGGGGAUUAGCUUGGACGCGUUAGUACACACAGUGUCCGAACGGGUUGCGGGGACUUUAUCCGAACUGUUUUUGAAAAACGAAAGGACGAGCAAAGAGGACUUGGCCGAGAAGUUCCGGGAUACGAGGAAAGGGAAUAGUGGAACAACAGCGCAGGGCGUGGUGUCCUCGAGAAGCGGUAGGUACAAGAGAAGCAACCGGGGGGAGACGAGGGGACAACAUCGUCCAAGGGGGAGUGGUGAUCAUGAUUACACCAGACAGGAACGACAUCAACACGGCGUUCAGAAUGAGGCCCAGCAAGAACAUAUCAAUAUGUAAAAAUGUCUGGGUCUGGAAGAUUGCGAGAUUUGUCAUGCACGUUUUGCAUGGGCCAUGAUGUCUGUGAUGCAUGCCCUAGCGUCACAGACUUUUUGAGGGCUUCGUGAUUCCUAUUCCGCAUGACAAAUGCCCUCUCCGCAUAGCCAAAAUUGCAUUCCCUUUGCUGGUCAUGCAAUACAGACUUUUUUGGAAUCCAAAUGCAGCAUCACAAGUUCGGAUUCUUCCAGACCCAGACAUUUUUACAUUUGAUAGAACAUCACCAGCAGCAAAGCUACAACUAUUUCGCCCUUCCUGAGGGCCUGGAUGCCUAUGGAUUGGUGGUGCAGCAGCAGCAGCAGCAGCAAAAUGUGUAUGGGAGCUGCAACCGAGGAACCCAAGAGCACUACGGCGAGCCUUCUACACGUCAGCACCAUCCAAAUCAGUACCACAACCAGGAACCCGAGGACCUUCGUGAAGAUGAUGAGCUCAUCCUGAAGCGCAGGAAGAAGGAGGAGCGCAGGCGCCGCAGGGGUGAAGACGACGAAGAGCGCAGACGGCGGCGCGAGGAACGAAGGCUGGAACGGAUGAACACACAGCAGCAGUACUACGAAAUGCAAAUGCCACACACGG
Molecule: messenger RNA, 1200 nt
Organism: Amoebophrya sp. A120
Lineage: Eukaryota; Dinophyceae; Syndiniales; Amoebophryaceae
Source: the annotation of a GenBank genome assembly